CCUUAUCGCUCUUUCGUAAAAUUUCGAAAAUCUCAAGUAUAAUGGCUGAUACUGUUGCUCCAGUUGCUGCUCCGGUCGCCACCUCUCCGGCCAAGACACCAAAGAAGGCCAAAGCGUCCAAGGGAGACGCCAAGAAACCGAAGAAGCCAUCAACUCACCCACCAGUGAACGACAUGGUUUUGGCCGCUAUCAAGACCCUCAAGGAACGUAACGGAUCCUCGCUGCAGGCCAUCAAGAAGUACAUCGCCGCCAACUACAAGUGCGAUGUCGCCAAGUUGGCUCCGUUCCUAAAGAAGGCCCUGAAAUCGGGUGUCGAGAAAGGAAAGCUGGUCCAAACUAAGGGAAUUGGUGCUUCCGGUUCAUUCAAGGUUAAGGCCGAUGCGAAGAAAGCAGCUGGUGAGAAGAAGGCCAAGAAACCGAAGAAGGAAACCAAGGUCAAGAAAUCCGCUGCUGGCGAAAAGAAAAAGGUUGCCAAGAAACCAAAGGCCACCGCUGCUAAGAAGGCCAAGGCAGCUCCUGCUAAAGCCGCCAAAAAGGCUGCUGGAGUGAAAAAAGCUGCUGCUCCCAAGCAGAAGCCCACGAAGCCGUCAAAGACCGUAGCCAAGAAACCGAAGACUCCCAAGCCAAAGAAGACUGCUCCGGCCAAGAAAGCUGCCCCGAAGAAAACCGCUGCCAAGAAGUAGAGUGUUCGAUAACGCAUAACCACCAAUAGUUGGUUUAAAACAAUCAGUCCUUUUCAGGGCUACAAACAGAAUGAAUGAAGAAGUUAAUUUGGUUUUGCAAUAAUGCAAAUAAAUUUAGGUGUAAAUGUUCUGUGUUUCCACGUUUGUCAGGACUUACGAGAAAGCUUGUUGCUGCCCACAAACAAAAAAUUUUAUCAAAUGUGAUAAUCCAGUAAAGCAAUUAUAAAAAUCGCAUAACAGAUCUGAAACACGAUAUUCUUCCUAUUUAUUGUAUUGGUUUAUAAAACGUAGUCAAUUUGGCUAGCACCAGAUGCUUAUCUAUGAUUAAAACAGGGAAUACGAAAAUAGUUUAACUAGUUACACUCCAUCCAGUUCAAAAUAUUAAACUUUCGUCUUUUAAUCAAUCAAUACCUGAACACAAUCUAACAGACAUAAAAUUCAGUUGAUUGCACUCUUAGAAUAGGUAUACUUUUUCUAAUUUAAUUUGGGACGAGACUCGUGGCUUUUGAAAAUCGCAGUUUGAGGAAGUAAUCAUAUCAUGUUCACGUAAUCACGGAGGGAUGGCGUCCCCGUGUGGAAUCUCUCACAUGUUGCAUCUAUGGAUGAGUCACCCUUAAAUUAUUUAAUACGUUUUCGACAUGAGGCAAUGGAAGGUCGAUUCGGUGUUCUGAGAAUGAGAAUUAGCAAAACUUCGAAUUCAACGUUGCAGAAAAUCAAACUAUGGUUAAUAAUUAUCGUAGAACUCCGUAUAGUAUAAUUGGU
This is a messenger RNA of Wyeomyia smithii (pitcher-plant mosquito), 1445 nucleotides long. RefSeq names its product histone H1-II-like. The record is from RefSeq and is a predicted model, not a curated record. The coding region runs from base 42 to 683 and encodes 213 amino acids. Gene Ontology annotation, cellular component: nucleosome; nucleus. NCBI's taxonomy places the organism in Eukaryota, Metazoa, Arthropoda, Insecta, Diptera, Culicidae. Gene Ontology annotation, biological process: negative regulation of DNA recombination; nucleosome assembly; chromosome condensation. Gene Ontology annotation, molecular function: double-stranded DNA binding; nucleosomal DNA binding; structural constituent of chromatin. The transcript has a single exon.